Dreissena polymorpha is the source of this 4505-nucleotide messenger RNA. RefSeq lists its product as uncharacterized. The record is from RefSeq and is a predicted model, not a curated record. NCBI's taxonomy places the organism in Eukaryota, Metazoa, Mollusca, Bivalvia, Myida, Dreissenidae. The coding region runs from base 103 to 2946 and encodes 947 amino acids. Gene Ontology annotation, cellular component: SCF ubiquitin ligase complex. Gene Ontology annotation, molecular function: protein binding. The transcript is spliced from 23 exons. Gene Ontology annotation, biological process: SCF-dependent proteasomal ubiquitin-dependent protein catabolic process.
CGGUUUGUCUUUGCACAGCACCGUUGUGACUUAUUGUAGGAUUGUGCAUUUGUUUAUGUCAGUGAUAUCGAAACAAGCUGAGUGUUCUUUUUAUCAAGCAAGAUGUCUGAGGGUCAUGAUGAGACAAUUGUACAUAUGAUGGCCAUGGGAUUUGAUCUCAAGGACUGCCAGGAUGCAAUCAACUUUGGGAAGACGAGCGUAGAGGCUGCAGUGGAAUGGAUUGUAGCUGGCAAGCCUGGACUGGUUGCAAAUGUUGGUGGCAGUGUUGCAUCUGAGCCUAGAUUAACACUCAGACAGACAAAUUCUGCCUUCAUCAAUGACAGCUCUUUUGCUGCCUUUCAUAAGCCUCACCCUAUCCCAGAAUCCACUGCUGCCACAAGUGACCAAUCAGAUGCUUUCAAAUCCAACCAACGAGAAGAAGCUGAUGUCACCAGCCAAUCAGCUGAAGCGUCUAGCUCUACUGACCAAUCAGAAGAUAGUGGUAUAAUUAGUAGAAUGCACAUGAGUGAUACUCAGAGACAGUACAGACAGAGAUUUGAACAGAAAAAAAUGGAUAAAGCAAAAAAGCAAGUUGUCCAAGAAAAACGGAAACAGAAAGAGGAGCAUUCACGAAUUCUCAAGGAGAUCGCAGAGGACCGAGAAAAGAAGAAAUUGAUCACGCAUGCACCUACUCAUUCAGAUGAAAGUCAAGCCUCCCACAGGUCUGAACAGGGAAAGGGGAGUGUUACCCUAGUUACAUCAACAUCACAGGCAGCCACCAGCAGGGAAUGUCUGCUACAGAUACGUCUUCCAGAUGGUCGCUCGCUACGAACAUCAUUCAACCCAGACGCAACACUACAGGAUGCUUGGACGUUUGCCGCUGUUGACAAAUACCCAAGGAGUACAUUUUCAUUCAUACAACCAUUCCCUCGUCAUGAGUUUAGCAGGGAAGAGAUGACUAAGUCGCUAGCAGAACUGGGGCUGACUCCGACUGGCUCACUGGUCAUACAGAAAACACAAGCACAUACAGAAUCCACUGCCAAUUCGGGUCUCACAGAGCCCAUGGAGAGCACGAGCAGCCCCCAAAACCCUGCCAUAUCCCCUCAUAGGGUUCCUCCCAUGUUUGAUGUGCUCCAGCCUCCCACCCACGUCUCCCCAGCCCCUAGAGGUCAUAACUGGGGCCAAGGAUUUGCAGUGAAUCAAGAACCCACAGUCAAUGAUCUCGAUGAAGAUGAACCAAUGGAGGAGGAAGAGGGACCUCCAAUUCCUGACCCAGCACUUGGACUAGGGGGCCAUCACUUCCCUCAGCCUCCACCGGAUGUCAUGGGUGGCAUGGAACAGAUGCUGGGAAUGAUGGGAGGUGGUGCUGGUUACCAUGGUGCUGGUGGUAACCAGCAGGUGUUUGGAGGGGUAGGACAGAGGCUGGUUCCCGAGGGACAUCCAGGACAUGGGACAGGGUACCAGCAAAGGUCUUCCCGGCAUCUUGCAUUAGAACAUGCCCAGGCCCGUCAGGCCCAUCCCCCACCAGGCCAAGGUCAAGGUCAUGGUGCGGGUCAGCAGCCUGGUACCAGCCUUUCAGGGCACACUCCAGCCACCCAGCAUCAAGUGCCCACCCUUUUACAACUAGCCUUGAAACACGUGGCGGCUCGUUUGAACGACCCUCGGCACCAGAUCCUCAGUCUAGCUGGAAUCCCAGAAGAAAUGGCACAGAUCAUUCUUGGGUUCCUAAUCAAAGAGAAGUUGCUGAAACCUAAGACCUUGAAUGCAUUUAUUCCUUGUUACUUGCUGAAGCUGAUAUUAGACUGCUAUCCUUACACAACGAACGAAGUGCUGCAUUCUAUAAGAUUACACACACAUCUUCGUCAUUUGAGCCUAAGCUCAUGUCCAUUGAUAACUGAUCAAGGAUUGAAUUGUUUAAACUCAUUGAAGAAGUUAAGAAGGCUAAACAUAAGCUGCUGUCCACAGUUAACUAAUAAGUGCCUUAGUAGUUUAUAUAAUAUGCCAGAGCUGACGUUGCUAAAUCUGGAACAGACGGGUAUAACAGACUCUGGGAUUAUUGAAUAUCUAGACAGUAAACCACCCUGCCUGCAGCAUCUCGUGUUGAAUCGUACAUCAGCGACGCAGGCCAUAUUUUCCCAUAUCCACACUGGUGUUCCACAUCUAAAGAUUCUCUCUCUAGAAGGAUCUGAGGUCAGUGAUCUGCAAGGUGUUGAAGGCUGUCGCGACUUGGAGUCAUUGAAUAUUUCCAACACAGCAGUUACAAAUGAGAGCCUGCGAUUCCUUGCUCAGCUUUCAUCAUUGACAUCGUUAAAUGUUGCAAAUACUGAGGAAGUUAAUGGAGAUACUUGCUUAAAAGAACUUCAAGGCCUUAAGCUACUCACCUUGGUGUUGCCGUCAAGACAUACAACCACCAACUCUGGGAUGCAAUAUAUAACAGGAUUCUCCCUUGUCAGUUUAGAUCUUACCAACUACAUAAAUAUAGGGGAUGAAGGCAUGGAGUAUGUUACUAGAGUAAAGAGUUUAAAGAAGCUCAUAUUGAGUAACACUAAAGUGACGGAUAAGGGUAUGCUGUAUCUGGAGAAUCUGAGAAAUCUGGAGAUACUUCAUCUUGACAGAUGUCUCAUCACAGACCAAGGAGCAUCCAUCAUUGGAGAGUUGAAGAACCUGAUGGAGCUAAGCCUGGCCAGCACAGGGAUUACAAGUAAGUUCCUGCUGACUGGUAGAUGUAACAGCUGUGUAAACCUGUCCAAGCUUAACCUUAGCAGAACCAUGGUUACAAAGAGAGGUGUCCUUGCAUUGAGUCUGCCAUUUCUGCAAAUGUUGAACCUGGAUGGUACUAAAGUCACCCCUGAUCUGGGUGUUGUCAUGGUGCAGGGAUGUCCUAAGUUGACCCAGAUGUUGAUGAGAAAUCUGCAGCCAUUCACACGCAACGAUGAGCUUGAAGAAGCUGAAAUGAUGGAGAUGUAAACAAAUGUGAAAAACUUGAGAUGGUAACAGACGUGAAAAACUUGAGAUGUAAACGUGACGUGAAAAACUUGACAUGUAAACAGACGUGAAAAACUUGAUGUGAAUGACUUGAGAUGUAAACAGAUGUGAAAAUCUUGAGAUUGCUUUGUACUGGCAGUUUACCUUUGAAUUAUAAUGUAUGGGGUUUGGUGUUAUUCAGAUAUUAAUAAGAGACCUGAAAUGAUGGAAAUGUAACAGAAGUGAAAAUCUUGAGAUUACUUUGUACAAGUAGUUUGCUGAGAGUGUCAUAGCCUUUUUAGUUGUUCAGAUUAUAACAAGAAGCUGAUGGAGGUAUAAACAGACAUGAACAACUUGAUAUUGCUUUGUACUGGUAGAUUUCAUGUGAUUUUAAAAUGUUUGGCAUUCUGUGUUGAUCGAUUAUAAUAAUGGACCUUUUCACAUUACCAUCACAUUAUUGAUUGAUGGAUCUUAUAUCAUUUUUUGUUGUUUAAAGUGAGGUUUAUAAUUAUAAUCCAGACAGGAUUUUUAAAUCUAUAGAUGUGAAUGUUUAACCUGGCUUAUUGCAUUAGUUUUUUCCUUGGAAACAUUGGGCUUGUAUAUUUGUCUUUUGUUUUGAAAGGAAUGAUGAAUGCAGAUGUUUGGUUAGUAAUUCCUCAGUACAAAAAUAUGAACCAAAAGCAAAGACUAGUGGUUUAUGUUAAUCCCUGCUAGAUACACCUAUAUGUAUCUGCAUUAGCUAUCAAGUUCUCUCCAGACUGUUAAACUGGAUCACAAUUGUAAUGUCUCUUGCAUGUGUCAGAAUUUUUCUCUUGCUUUUAAUGUAGUUUGAGAUAGUACCAGUAUUUGCAUCUUUAUUUUAUAUGGUUCUUUAAUGCGCAAUGUAUUACAUGUAGCUUUGUUGAAAAUUUGUAUUUAAAAGUGCACACCUUUAGUUAUGUGAAUGUAGUUAAAUCAGCAAUGAAAAUGAAGUGUUCAUACAAAUAUGUAUGUAAAUAUUGAAUAUUUUGUGUACUACUACUAGGAGACAAAAUACAAUAAUUGUCGGCAAAAAUAUGUAAAAUGUUUAUAUAACUGAAGACCUUUGGCAUCUACAAUGUUUAAUAUGUUGUUUUUGUUUUCUUGAUGUCAUGACAAUUAUUUGUUAUUAUUGUUUGUAUAUGAUAUUUGAUCAUUUAUUGAAUGGAUCAGUCAAAGUUUUAGUUGAGAGAUAUGAUCAUGUAUUGAAUGGAUCAGUCGAAGUUAUAGUUUAUUCAUUUAUACUAUUGCUUGUGUCAAUGUCCCUUUUGUUGUUAUUUAUCAUGCAAAUCUUUUCAACCUUAUGGAUAACAAGUAUUUAUGCAUGGUCUUUUAGUAUCAGACUUUACACUAUUCUGGUAAUUUAUUUCUUAUAUUAAUACCUAGGGUCAUUGGAAACCUUGUGUGUAUGUAUAUUAUGUUUUUAUUAUUAUUUCUCACCGUACACUAUCUUCAAUCUUGUUUAUUUGCUAUAAUGUUAGUUGUAUCAACCAGAAUAUUACAGAAAUGUUCAGAUUUGAAUGAAUAAACCUCAUUAAAAUGUU